AUGGAUUCGACUAUCUGGAGUACAGCUCAAGACGUGAUCGCCGAAUGUUGCCAUGCCUCGCGUGAGAUGGCCUUCAUCACUGCCGUGGAACCUGACGCAUCGUCCUAUUCUUCCCAGACCUUCGAGGUAGCUUGCAAUGCAGGGCCAGUCAAGAAGGUCUCCCCUUUUUGCGCACGUGUGUUCGGUCUCGAUAGUACCAUCGGACAAUGCGAGCUCGGACGAGAAAUGCAUUCCUGGGAUCGCAAAUAA
Molecule: messenger RNA, 249 nt
Organism: Mixia osmundae IAM 14324
Lineage: Eukaryota; Fungi; Basidiomycota; Mixiomycetes; Mixiales; Mixiaceae
Exons: 3
Coding region: 1-249 (82 amino acids)
Source: RefSeq, a predicted model, not a curated record